Messenger RNA from Aspergillus wentii DTO 134E9, 4377 nucleotides. RefSeq lists its product as uncharacterized. The transcript is spliced from 3 exons. The record is from RefSeq and is a predicted model, not a curated record. Gene Ontology annotation, biological process: transmembrane transport. Gene Ontology annotation, molecular function: ABC-type transporter activity; ATP hydrolysis activity; ATP binding. Gene Ontology annotation, cellular component: membrane. NCBI's taxonomy places the organism in Eukaryota, Fungi, Ascomycota, Eurotiomycetes, Eurotiales, Aspergillaceae. Bases 1 to 4233 code for a protein of 1410 amino acids.
AUGCCUUCUACUUCAUCAAGCAUGGAUGCAGAGUCCAUAAUUGCUGAUGGAGAACUACAAUCCGCAGAUGUCAAGGGCGAUACGCAAAACGCAUCCAUCGAUCGCACCGGAAUGACAUGGCAUAUGGCACCCGAACUGCGCCAAAUCAGGGAACGAGCUGAAGACGGUGGAGAGAAGCCCAAAAUGCUCGGCGUGGCCUGGCAGGAUCUCACCAUCAAAGGCGUUGGCGGCAACGCCAUGUUCAAUGAGAACGUCCUCUCCCAGCUUUUCCCUUUUCAUAGGGGUGGCAAAGCCACCGAAACCAAGACUAUAAUUGAAAGUUCGUUUGGAUGCGUCAAGCCUGGGGAGAUGUUGCUCGUUCUGGGACGGCCUGGAGCGGGUUGCACGACGCUGCUGAAUGUACUCGCAAACAAUCGUCUCGGCUAUGAAGAAGUCAGCGGAAAUGUUAACUACGGAAACAUGUCUGCCGAGGAAGCCAGGAACUACCGUGGCCAGAUUGUCAUGAACACGGAGGAGGAAAUCUUCUUUCCAACCCUGACCGUUGAAGACACGAUCAAUUUUGCCGCUCGCAUGAAGGUCCCAUAUCAGCUGCCGCCUGGGACUGCGACUCAUGAAGAGUAUGUCCAGUUCUAUAAGGAUUUCCUCCUCCGCUCAGUUGGGAUCUCCCAUACCGCGCGGACGAAGGUCGGUGAUGCCUUUAUUAGGGGUGUCUCAGGUGGGGAGAGAAAACGUGUCUCUAUUCUGGAGUGUCUUACUACUCGUGCUAGUGUCUUUUGCUGGGAUAAUUCGACAAGAGGCCUUGAUGCCAGUACAGCUCUUGAAUGGAUCAAGGCCAUUAGGGUGAUGACUGACCUCCCUGGGCUCAGUACAAUUGUCACCCUCUAUCAGGCGGGCAACGGAAUCUACGAACAUUUUGAUAAGGUUCUGCUUCUCGACGAAGGCAAAAAAAUCUUCUACGGGCCUCAAAAGGAAGCUGUCCCAUUCAUGGAAAGCCUGGGCUUCAUGCGGGAUUCGGGUUCCAACCGGGGAGACUUCCUGACGGGUGUUACGGUUCCUACCGAGCGCCUCAUUGCCCCUGGGUAUGACGACAAGUUUCCACGCACCGCCAACGACAUCCGGGCUGCAUAUGAACGGUCCCAAAUCAAGCCGCAGAUGCUGGAAGAGUCCCAGAGUUACCCGACAAGCAAAGGCGCAGCUGAGAACACAGCCGUUUUCAAAGAAAUGGUUUCUCGAGAAAAGCACAAGGGUGUAUCCAAGAGCUCUCCCGUCACAACUGGUUUCGUCACUCAAGUAAAGGCCGCGAUUAUCAGGCAGUACCAACUUAUGUGGGGUGACAAGGCGACUCUACUCAUGAAGCAAGGUGCCACAGUUAUCCAGGCACUCCUCGGUGGUUCUCUCUUCUAUUCUGCCCCUGACAAUUCUAUCGGCCUUUUUCUCAAGGGUGGUGCCCUGUUUUUCUCUAUUUUAUACAACGCUCUUAUAGCCCUAUCAGAGGUUACCGACUCCUUCACUGGCCGACCUAUUCUUGCCAAACACCGCUCCUUCGCAUUGUAUCACCCAGCGGCUAUCUGCAUCGCCCAGAUUGUUGCCGAUUUACCUAUCCUUUUAUUCCAGGUUACGCACUUCGGCCUGAUCCUCUAUUUCAUGGUUGGCCUGAAGUCCACGGCGGGGGCAUUCUUCACUUACUUGGUCAUCAACUUCAUGACAGCCAUGUCUAUGACAUCUUUCUUUCGACUCGUUGGUGCCGCAUUCCCUACGUUUGACGCUGCGUCCAAGGUGUCGGGUCUUUCAAUUGUAGCGCUGUUUGUCUACAUGGGAUAUAUGAUUAUCAAGCCUGAGAUGCAUCCAUGGUUUGUAUGGAUUUUUUGGAUCAACCCGAUGGCCUAUGGAUUCGAAGCUCUUCUUGGAAAUGAAUUCCAUGACCAGGUUAUACCAUGCUACGGCCCCAACCUGAUUCCAAGCGGCCCUGACUAUAUUGGUGAAGGGGGGCAAUCAUGUGCUGGUGUUGUCGGCGCAGCACCUGGUGCGACCAGCUUGACUGGUGACGAGUAUCUCGCAGCCAUGUCCUUUAGCCACAGCCAUAUAUGGCGUAACUUUGGAAUAAUCUGCGCCUGGUGGAUGCUCUUCAUUGCGCUUACCAUAUUUUUCACUUCCAGGUGGAAGCGACUUGGAGAAGGAGCUCGUAAGCUCCUGAUCCCUCGAGAGCUACAGCAUAAGUCAAAACAUCUUUUGGAAGUCAGAGACGGGGAAGCGCAAGCCCAAGAGAAAUAUGUGGUCAGCUCUGGAUCCACUGCAUCAGAGGGCAGCGUUGGAAAUGACCUGCUCAGCAAUAAGAGCAUAUUCACUUGGAAAAAUCUGACUUACUCUGUCAAAACAGCUGAUGGUGAUCGUGUCCUUCUUGACAACGUUCAAGGUUAUGUCAAGCCUGGUAUGCUUGGAGCUUUAAUGGGCUCGUCUGGUGCUGGCAAGACUACCCUACUGGAUGUUCUCGCACAACGCAAAACCUCAGGGACUAUCCACGGAUCCGUUCUGGUAGAUGGGCGUCCUCUGCCUAUUUCCUUCCAACGCUCUGCUGGCUAUGUCGAGCAGUUGGAUAUUCACGAGCCCUAUGCAACUAUCCGGGAAGCCCUUGAGUUUUCGGCACUAUUGCGCCAACCUCGCGAUAUACCCACCGAAGAAAAGUUGCGAUAUGUGGACACCAUUGUUGAUCUUCUUGAGCUGAAUGAUCUUGAACAUACUCUCAUCGGCCAACCAGGUGCUGGUCUUUCAGUGGAGCAACGGAAGCGUCUUACUAUUGGUGUUGAAUUAGUGGCAAAGCCCAGUAUCUUGAUCUUCCUUGAUGAGCCGACGUCAGGGCUUGAUGGUCAAGCUGCCUAUAAUACUAUUCGCUUUCUUCGCAAGCUUGCAGAAGCGGGUCAGGCUAUCCUGGUUACUAUUCAUCAACCAUCAGCACAGUUGUUUGCACAAUUUGAUAAACUACUAUUGCUGGCUGCCGGCGGGAAAACGGUAUACUUUGGAGAUAUUGGCCAGAAUGCGAACACUGUCAAGGAAUACUUUGGGCAACAUGGGGCGCCUUGCCCACCGGAAACAAAUCCUGCUGAGCAUAUUAUUGAUGUUGUGUCGACAGGGGACCGUCUUGAUUGGAACCGGGUCUGGCUGGAGUCCCCAGAACAUGAAAGACUCUCCGAGGAAUUGGAUACCAUGGUUGUUGAAGCUGCGGGUCGGCCUACAGUAGCAAACGAUGAUCCGCAUGAAUUUGCUGCCUCUCUCUGGACGCAAAUCAAGCUCGUGACGCAUCGGAUGAACGUCUCGCUCUUCCGGAACACCGAAUACCUCAAUAAUAAAUUCGCCAUGCAUAUCAGCCUAGCGCUACUGAAUGGCUUUACCUUCUGGAAAAUUGGAGAUGCUCUUACAGACCUGCAGCAGAACCUCUUUACUGUGUUCAACUUCAUCUUUGUCGCGCCAGGUGUUAUCUCGCAGCUUCAGCCCCUCUUCAUUGACCGCCGCGACAUCUUCGAGGCGCGUGAGAAGAAAAGCAAAAUGUACCACUGGGCUGCCUUUGUGACGGGCCUUAUAGUCUCAGAGUUCCCUUACUUGCUUGUCUGUGCGUUGCUGUAUUACGUUUGCUGGUACUUUACGAGCGGCCUUCCUACCUCCGCUGAGCACGCUGGGAGUGUCUUUUUCGUUGCAGUAAUCUACGAGUGUCUUUACACGGGCAUUGGACAGAUGAUCGCCGCUUACACACCAAACGCCGUGUUUGCCUCUCUGGUCAACCCUCUGGUGAUUACCACUCUCGUCUCCUUCUGUGGCGUGAUGGUUCCAUAUAGCCAAAUUGUAGCAUUCUGGCGAUACUGGAUGUAUUACCUCGACCCCUUCAACUACCUCAUGAGUUCUUUGCUGAUAUUCACUACUUGGGACAAACCCGUACAAUGCAAGCCCGAAGAACUAGCUGUGUUUGAUCCAGCUCCCAAUGUGACAUGCGGCGAAUAUCUCAAUGUCUACCAGCGUGGCGUGGGAAUGGCCACGAACCUUCUCAACCCAGAUGAUACACUCGGAUGCCGCGUCUGCCAGUAUACCCAAGGUGGAGACUACCUCCGUACGCUAAACCUACACGAACGAUACUACGGAUGGAGGAACGCGGGCAUUGUCGUUGUAUUUGUGGUUGGUAUCUACGGGCUCGUAUUUCUUAUGAUGAAACUCCGGACCAAGGCCACCAAAAAGGCUGAGUCCUAAAGCGGAAAGGAAACAUGGAUGAGUACCAUACUAUCUGCUGGGUUAAUAACAUUGUGCUUCUUGGGAGAUUGCCGAUUGCCGGUUUAUAGUGCUUACAUACUUAUAAAUGGUACAUAAUAGUAUAUAGGUAUAUUUAUAGUUAAU